CCAAAGGCAAGCACAGCAACAGACGACCAUCACCUGGCGACAAGGGACCUACUCAAUCUCAGCUGUAUGUGUGCAUGCGCGUGCCUGAGGUGGUAGGCAGUGUUAAUGGUCAGCGCAUAGCCUUCUUGGAGGGGGUGGUGCUGACUGUGGGUCCGGACGACGGGGCUCUGUUGGUACAGAAAGAUAUCUUCAGGAAACGCGAGGCCGCCUAUGCGUACGGUGACGGUGCCAGUCGAACACCCAAACACGCCAAGGCUAAACGCAGCAGCUCUAAACCAAGCGCAAGUAGUACCACUGGUACUGCCAAUGCGAAGCCUGUUGUUGCACCUGACAGGCCGUACAAUGCGAGUUACACGGCCCACAAUCUCAAGUCUCUCUACAA
Sphaeroforma arctica JP610 is the source of this 382-nucleotide messenger RNA. RefSeq lists its product as hypothetical. The annotation marks the transcript as partial. The transcript has 2 exons. NCBI's taxonomy places the organism in Eukaryota, Ichthyosporea, Ichthyophonida. The record is from RefSeq and is a predicted model, not a curated record.